Molecule: messenger RNA, 995 nt
Organism: Vigna umbellata (rice bean)
Lineage: Eukaryota; Viridiplantae; Streptophyta; Magnoliopsida; Fabales; Fabaceae
Source: RefSeq, a predicted model, not a curated record
AAGAAAGAGGUUGGUUGUCUACAUUUACUACAAACAAAAUAAAAUUCCAGAGAAUGAGUUUUUAAUAACAUAGUUCAAUUUUCAAAACCCCAAGUCAUUCAAGCAAUAGCUUUUCAGUUACCACUCCGAAGUCUAAAUUGAUCUUAAGAUAUUUUCAGGGAUAUCUGUUAGGGAACCCAAUAACAACAAGAAAAGAAAAAAAUGACCAAAUCCCAUUUGCUCAUGGAAUGGGACUUAUUUCUGAUGAACUCUAUGAGUCACUGAAGAGAAAUUGUAAAGGAGAAUACAUAUAUGUAGAUUUUAGAAAUGAAUUGUGUUUAAGAGAUCUCAACUACUAUGACGAGUGCCUUUCAGGAAUCAAUACAUUCAACAUUUUGGAUCGCUAUUGCAAAGCUGAUUCUACUAAGAAACAUGAAGGUCCAUGGAUUAGAUCUCUGACUCAAAAGUUUGAGUCCUCUCUUAAUUCUGGUCUCACAGAGUUAGACACAAGAUGCCAAAUAUAUGGUUUUUUCCUUGCCACUCAAUGGGCCAACGAUGAGAGUGUUCGCAAAUCGCUGCACAUUCGAGAGGGAACAAAGGGUAAAUGGGAACGUUGUUGGACUAGUGAUUUUGAGCAUGAGAUCUCUAGUAGCUUCGCCUUUCAUAUAAAUCUCAGUGCGAAAGGAUAUCGUUCUUUAAUAUAUAGUGGGGAUCAUGAUGCAGUUGUUCCUUUCAUGUCGACUCAAGCAUGGAUCAGAGCUCUGAACUACUCCAUUGUAGAAGAUUGGAGGCCAUGGCUUCUAGAAAACCAAGUUGCAGGAUACACAAGAAGAUACUCUAAUCAAAUGACAUUUGCAACUGUGAAGGGUUCAGGACACACAGCUCCUGAGUACAAGCCCGAUGAAGGUUACGCCAUGUUCAGCAGGUGGAUAGCUAGUAAGCCUUUGUAACUCAACCACAAUAGAUGUGUUCAAAUGUAAUAUAAUUAUCACAAAUAAAAUCAACUUUACUUUAUU